UCAAAACCCUAGAGAAAGAGAGUGAGUCUCGAUGGCGCUUUCAUUCCCCUGUUUCACCAAAUCAAUACCUGAAUCUUCGAUCAGACGGACUUCCUUUGUUCAAUGCAAUGCAGCUCCAGUGUCUAUGGGUGGACGAGAGGACACGCCUAGCUUGGACUGAAGAUCAAGAAAAUGUCCAUGGAGUAAUGGUUUGGUGAAGAUGUCAGCCAGCUGGUCUGAUGAAGAGACAUACUGAGAUUCACGGGCAUAUACAAAGCACUGAGAUUGUCACAAAAAAGUGUAGUUGGAGAGAAAUGGCAAUGUCUCGAACUAAGAAGGUUGCCCACUGUUUCCCUUCAUCAUUAGAUUGCCAUUUUGUGCUCCAAAGUCGUGCUGCCAACUAUUGUAGCAGGUUCCAUGGCCUGAAAAUUUGGAUGCUUAAGAAGCUCAAUCUUCAGAUGUCCAUCAAAAGGAAACGUGGCCAGGGGAAGAAGUCCACGUGGCUAGAAAUUCAAGGAAAAGAUCAAUGCUCAGAUCAUUUGGAAAUGCCAUUUUCACUUGAAGGGAAAACUUCUGAGGAUACAUAUGAGACCAGGAUAAUGAUGGAGUCAGUUGAAGAAACAUCAGUUCCAAAUACUCAAAUUGCAGAAAGCUCCCUCCCUAGUCAUCAUCCUGCCCUUUCUAGUGAUCCUUCUUUUCCCAUGGGAUCUCCACCAUCUUUGCAAGAAAUAAGUUCCUAUAAUUCUGAAAAUCAGAGUGGUAGAGUACCAUCCCUUUGCAUUGCAGUAAUUGGGGCAACUGGUGAGCUCGCUAGACACAAGGUUUUCCCAGCAUUAUUUGCACUGUAUUACAAUGGAUUUCUUCCCGAGAAUGUUGGUAUAUUUGGGUAUUCAAGAAAGGACAUAACAGACGAAGAUCUGCGAUCCAUAAUUGCAGGGACUUUGACAUGCCGAGUUGAUCAUCAAGAAAAUUGCGGGGAUAAGUUGGAUGCUUUCCUCAAUAGAACAUACUAUCUUAAUGGAGAAUGUGACAACAAAGAGGGAAUGGCAAAGCUCAAUGCGCGAAUGGAACAGAUUGAGGGAAAUUCUGAAGCAAACAGGAUAUUUUACCUUUCCGUGCCACAAGAAGCACUUUUGGAUGUUGCAUCAUCUAUUGCUGAUAAUGCCCAAACCCAGAGAGGCUGGAACCGCAUAAUAAUAGAAAAACCAUUUGGGUUUGAUGCAAUAUCUUCUUUUCAGUUGACACAAUCUCUUCUGUCCAAAUUCAAAGAGAAUCAAAUCUAUAGGAUUGAUCAUCUUUUGGGGAAGGAUCUGAUUGAAAAUCUCACUGUUUUGAGAUUCUCUAAUCUGGUUUUCGAGCCCUUAUGGAGUCGAACGCACAUACGCAAUGUCCAGGUCAUCUUAUCUGAAGAACAGGGUAUUGAAACACGACGGAGAUAUUUUGAUGGUUAUGGGAUCAUCCGAGACGUAGUCCAUAGCCAUAUUCUCCAGACAAUUGCACUGUUUGCUAUGGAGCCGCCCGUGAGCCUUGAUGGCGAAGAUAUUCGAAACGAAAAGGUCAAGGUUCUUAGAUCAAUUAGGAGAUUGGAGCUCGAUGACAUCGUCCUCGGACAGUAUAAAGCUCAUUCUACGGACAACAGUGAUAUUUACUUGGAUACCCUGACGCCAACAUUCCUUGCUUCCGCUCUGUAUAUCGACAAUGCGCGUUGGGAUGGGGUGCCCUUCUUGAUAAAAGCUGGCAUCGGGCUCAUCAAACACAGGGUUGAGAUACGUAUCCAAUUUCACCAUGUUCCAGGAAAUCUCUACCGUGAACGUAUUGGGCACAAUAUCGAUCUUGCUACCAAUGAGCUGAUUUUACGUGGGGCCCCAGAUGAAGCUAUUCUCGUGAAAGUCAACAACAAGGUCCCUGGUUUAGGCCUACAAUUGGAUGCUUCAGAACUCAAUCUUCUUUAUAAGGAAAAGUAUAACGUCGAAAUACCAGAUUCAUAUGAGCAUCUUCUUUUGGAUGUCAUUGAUGGAGACAACCAUCUCUUUAUGCGGAGCGACGAAGUGGCUGCUGCAUGGAAUAUACUAACCCCUGUUCUUCGGGAGAUGGACGAGAAGAAAAUAGCACCAGAGCUCUAUCAGUUUGGAGGCAGAGGCCCUGUUGGUGCAUACUAUCUGGGGGCAAAACAUGGUGUCAGAUGGGCAGAUGACUAACAUGACUUCCUUGCCGACAUGUUUGGAGAAUUGCAAUAAACAUGGAAUCUGAAAGCAUGCCACCUGAAUGAUUUCAUGACAUGCCGACCUGGAUCUUUGUUCCUUGGUGAGAUUUACUAAUGAAUGCUGCAGAGGGGGAAAAAAAAAAGAGGAUAGCUGAUUCCUGUAAUCUGCGAAAGAAAUUCAGUAGUGGGGAGAGCUUGAGCUAUUGUUGUUUUGUUGUACUCUACAGUUACCCCAUUUGAUUCAACUAUUCAAACUGCCAUGCGAAAUGGGCUUAUACACGAGGCCUAUGUUGUAUUUUGAAGUUUUUAUUUGAACUCCUCGUCCUCAUCUAAACAAAGUUUAAAGAUUUACAUCUCAACUAGAAGAACUCAAAACAAACAGAGAGUGCAACAUCUCUUUCAUACAUAUCAAAGGUUGAUGUAAUCUCUGAAGUC
Molecule: messenger RNA, 2617 nt
Organism: Magnolia sinica
Lineage: Eukaryota; Viridiplantae; Streptophyta; Magnoliopsida; Magnoliales; Magnoliaceae
Product: inactive glucose-6-phosphate 1-dehydrogenase 4, chloroplastic
Exons: 14
Coding region: 219-2177 (652 amino acids)
Biological process (GO): glucose metabolic process
Molecular function (GO): NADP binding; glucose-6-phosphate dehydrogenase activity
Source: RefSeq, a predicted model, not a curated record